CACAAAAGAGCGCUCAGCCCAUUCGCACGCAAUCAGAGGACACGGUAACCGAAGUGAAGUCGCAUAAUGGAACACGAUUUACACAAACCCGAGAACAGUUUCCUGUAGAGGACAGCUACGCCGUGCGCACUUCGCGCAGUUCCGACGUGGACCCUUGACUCAGUGAUAGCGUCCUCGCCACCGCGAUAAAGACCGAUAUUGUUCGAGCGCUCGGUCUGCGAGGAAAGCAGUUGGGCAUCUUGCUUGCACCAUCGGAGAUUGUCAACCGCCGCGCAAGUUAUCCUACGGACACCUCCACUUCGUUGAAGUCGCCCGUGCAACAUAUUCCGAAAUGAGUGCUCCACCCCCCAACAUGGGAUACCCCCCGGGCACCAUGCCACCCCAGGGCUACUACCAACCGCCGCCGCCUGGCUACUACCAGCCCAUGCCACCCCCGGCGCAGAUGCAGCCGGCCUACAACCCGGUUUACGUCCAGCAACCGCCGACAGCGCCCCCUGUCACCGUCGUGGUGGAGCAAGCACCGAGACCCGUAGCGCCAGCCCAGACUGUGAUCGUGGAAGAACACCGGCCAGUAAGCACCGGUUUGGGCGUCGGCGCCGGCGUGGCGAUGGGCAUGGUGGCCGGCGCCGCGCUGGCCUCUAGCCACAGCCACCACACGACACACCACCACCACCACGGGCUGCUGGGCCACCGCGCCCCCGUGAACGUGCACGUCCACCCCGGACACCACCACCCGACCACCUUGGCGGGCAGAAUCAUUCAGGCUCGGCGUCGACACUGAACACCAUAGCAGUCGCCAGCGAGAAUGCUUGAGAAGGUUGGGCAGGUCAUCCAAACGAUCGACAGUGCGAUAGUCAGUUCGGAAAGAUGCGAGUUUAUUGGCAGCGGUUGGAAAAACAACCUAAGCAGAAUGGCACACAGCGAGAACGGAGCACGAGGAUCGGCUCAUCUACAGGGUAUCCCAAGAAAACAAGUUACGGGGUUGUACUUUUUUUUUUUUUUUCGCAAAAAUAGAUUAUGUAUUGCCCAAUGCUAAUUUUUGGCCCUAGUGUAGAGCUAUAAGGUCCGAACCAGACGCCAAAAUUUCACAACAGUGACCGCCAUCUUAAUUAAAAUUUGUAAGUGAUUUUCUGAUAUGAAGUUUUCAAAAGGAAAAUGGCGGCCGACGGAGCAUCAGGAUAUUACCAUAACCGGGCCCCAUUUUCCCAUUGAAAUUAUUUUUCAAAAACCACCUAAAAAGUUUGAAACGAGAUAAAGCUUAUUUCUGAAACCCUGGCAUCCGAUUCGAACCGUUAGCGCUACAUUUAGGCGAUCUGAUGCUUAAUUUUACAGGAAAAAAAAAAAUAUUUUUUAGGAGGGGGGGGGGGGGGGGGGGGGGGUGCAAGGGUUUACGUUUUACAAGUGGCGGAGACGUGGAGUACGGAGAAGAGUGCAAUGACAGUUGUGUCCCUACUACUUGCCUUUUUUGAGUAACCUAUUUGCAGCUGGGUUUAUCUUUUACCUCUUGAACGCGGAAAAUGCAGAAUCGCACUCUCGGCAUGACCUGCGCAAGCAACACAUCUUCGUUCCCAAAGGCAACUCUUUUUUUAUAUUAUUAGUAGGGAGGUUUUAGGCAUAGUAAGUUGCUGUUAUACACGUGUAUUUAUCUGUUUGAACUGUCCAAUAAAAGUUCUUUAAAAUGUG
Ixodes scapularis (black-legged tick) is the source of this 1683-nucleotide messenger RNA. Its product is annotated as leucine-rich repeat extensin-like protein 2. Bases 332 to 781 code for a protein of 149 amino acids. The record is from RefSeq and is a predicted model, not a curated record. The transcript has 3 exons. Lineage: Eukaryota; Metazoa; Arthropoda; Arachnida; Ixodida; Ixodidae.